Messenger RNA from Diceros bicornis minor, 1756 nucleotides. RefSeq names its product leucine rich repeat protein 1 (gene LRR1). Gene Ontology annotation, molecular function: protein binding. Lineage: Eukaryota; Metazoa; Chordata; Mammalia; Perissodactyla; Rhinocerotidae. The transcript is spliced from 4 exons. The record is from RefSeq and is a predicted model, not a curated record. The coding region runs from base 62 to 1306 and encodes 414 amino acids.
CGGCGGCGGCGGGAAGCGGGAAGUUUCAAGGCGGCCUGGGGGCGGGCGGCGGCCCGGGGCCAUGAAGCUGCACUGCGAGGUGGAGGUGGUCAGCCGGCGGCUGCCGGCCCUGGGGCUGCGGGCCCGCGGCCGGGGCGCCCGCGCCGUGCUGAGCCUCUGCCAGCCCGCGCCCCGGGGCGGCCCGCCGCGCGCCGGCCUGCUGGUCGCCACCCUGCGGGACAAGCGCGGGACGCGCUACGAGCAGCUAAAGGAGAACAUUGAGCAGUUCUUCACCAAAUUUGUGGAUGAGGGGAGAGCCACUGUUCGGUUAAAGGAGCCUCCUGUGGAUAUCUAUCUAAGUAAGGCCAAUUCCAGCAGUUUAAAGGGUUUCCUUUCAGCUGUGAGACUGGCUCAUAGAGGCUGUAAUGUUGAGGCAUCUCUUUCAACCCUCACACCUGUGAAGACUUCAGAAUUUGAAAAAUUUAAAACAAAAAUGGUUAUCACAUCCAAAAAGGACUAUCCUCUAAGCAAAAACUUCCCAUAUUCUCUGGAACAUCUUCAGACUUCUUAUUGUGGGCUUGUCCGAGUUGAUAUGCGUAUGCUUUGCUUAAAAAACCUGAGGAAAUUAGACUUGAGUCACAACCAUAUAAAAAAGCUUCCAGCUACAAUUGGAGACCUCAUCCACCUUCAAGAACUUAACCUGAAUGACAAUCACUUGGAGUCAUUUAGUGUAGCCUUGUGUCAGUCUACACUCCAGAAGUCACUUCGGAGGUUGGAUCUCAGCAAGAACAAAAUUAAGGCACUCCCUGUGCAGUUUUGCCAACUCCGAGAACUUACAGAUUUGAAACUUGAUGAUAAUGAAUUGAUUCGAUUUCCUUUCAAGAUAGGACAACUGACAAACCUGCGUUUUUUGUCAGCAGCUCGAAAUAAGCUUCCAUUUUUGCCUACUGAAUUUAAAAAUUUAUCCCUUGAGUACCUUGAUCUUUUUGGAAAUACUUUUGAACAACCAGAAGUCCUUCCAGUUAUAAUGCUGCAGACGCCGUUAACUUUAUUGGAAUCUUCUGCACGGACUGUAUUAUAUAAUAGGAUUCCGUAUGGCUCUCAUAUCAUUCCUUUCCAUCUUUGCGAAGAUUUGGAUACUGCAAAAACCUGUGUUUGUGGAAGAUUUUGUCUAAGCUGUUUUAUUCAAGGAACUUCUACCAUGAAUCUACACUCUGUUGCUCACACUGUGGUCUUAGUAGAUAACAUGGGGGGUACUGAAGCACCGGUCAUCUCUUACUUCUGUUCUCUAGCCUGUUACGUAAAUUCCUGUGAUAUGUUAAAGUAAUAGGUGACACCACAGAAAGAAAUUUCAUUUAGUUACUGAUCAGUUUGGGAUUCAUUUAUGGUUUAACUGUCAAAUUGGAGAAAGGGAAGCUUUUGUUUAUUUGCUUGAGGGGAAGAAUGUGUGUUAUUCUAACAUUUUCAAUUAUUUGUAAAACCUUAAUUCCAUUAAAACCUGAUUAAUUUUAUUGUGGGGUAACUUUUUAUCAGUUUAUUGCACUUGUGUUGAUUUCAGCCUAGUGUUUUCAGAAUGGGUUGUGGGCUGUCUUUUAACGUUAAACAGAUAUUGAUCCCAAUCACUCUGGUCAUGGAAUUUUCUUAUCAACUUUCUUCUCGCAUUUCAAUUAAAGAAAUUGAGUUUCUGUAUGCAGAAAAUAUACCUUGGAAGACUAUGGUCUAAAUUAUAGUGAAAACUUGUUUGGUAUGAAACUACAUAUAAAUUUUUAGCAUAUCA